AGCAAUCCACAGUCCUGGGCUCUGUCCACACUCCGCGUUACUUCUACACCUCUCCUCCUGCCAGCUCUGCAGCUUCAGAUGUCUCAGAGUCCUACUGAAAGAGAAAAAAGAAUCUAAGCAGUAUAGAGGAGAGCAGACAUGGCUGGUAGAUCCUAUCGUAGCUCUGCUCCAUUACUUGAUCCAUCAGAAGAUGAAGAAGAAAUAGAAGAAGGAGAAAAUGGAACAGCUUCAGUUUCAGCUGCUCGAUCCAGCAUGGGUGAAGAGAGCAUCUGGCCCCAGCUCAGCUCAGUGAGAGAAGGAGCAGACAUGGCUGGCAGAAUGAUCUGUAUCUCGGCUCUAUCGCAUGAUCUUACAGUAAAAGACAAAGGAGGAGGAGAAAAUGAGACAUUUUCAAUUUCAGCUGCUCAAUCAAGCAUUCCUGAAAACAUUGCCUGGUCUCUGCCCUGUUCAACAAGAAAAGGAACCAAAGAAAAGUUCCAGAAUCUGAAGACAGAGGAGUCCAGCCCAGCACAUUUCUGGAAAAAUGAGGAUUUGCAACAAAAAUUCACCCAGCUGUUACUUUUAGAAAAACCUCAUCUCAGAGGCCAGGAACUCCUCCCGAAGGAAAACUGGCAUCAGAAUGAAAUGGAGGAAGUAGGACAUUUAAUUGACAUUGGAGAUUUAUUUGGCCCAGGACCAAGUACCCAGGAAGAACCUCAAACAGUUAUAUUGUAUGGACCUGCUGGAAUUGGGAAGUCAACUCUGGCCAGGCAGGUGAAGGUAGCCUGGGAGGAAGGUCAGCUGUACAGGGACCACUUCCAGCACAUCUUCUGCAUCAGCUGCAAGGAGCUAGACCAACACAAGAUGCUGAGUCUGGAAGAGGUCAUCAUGAAAGACUCAUCUGGCCACCUCAAGGAGAUUCUCACGAGGCCAGAGCAGCUGCUCUUCAUCAUCGAUGGUGUGGAUGAACUACCAUUGUUUGCAGAGGGGAUGGAAUCAUAUCUUUGUCUGCACUGGAGCCAGCCUCAGCUGGUUCACACACUGGUGUGCAGUUUGCUGAGGAGAAUCAUGCUUCCUGAAGCUUCCUUGCUCAUCACAGCUCAGACCACAGCUCUACAGAAGCUUAUCCCUUUCUUAAAGCAGCCCCGUUGUGUGGAAGUCCUGGGCUUCUCUGAGUCCAGUAGGAAGGAGUAUUUCUACAAGUAUUUCUCAAAGGAGAGCCAAGCACUCAAAGCCUUUAGCUUGGUUGAAUCAAACCCCGCACUAUUGACUCUGUGUCUGGUGCCUUGGGUGUCGUGGCUGGUCUGCACAUGCCUCAAGCAGCAGAUGAAGCGGGGGGAGGACCUUCCACUCACCUCCCAGACCACCACAGCCCUCUGUCUGCACUACCUUGUCCAGACUCUCCCAGCUCAGCUCCUGGGAACCCAGAUCAGGAAGAUCUGCACUCUGGCUACUAUGGGCAUCUGGCAAAGCAAGACUUUGUUUAGUGUAGAUGACCUCAGCAAGUGUGGAGUAGAUAGGACCAUCAUUAUCACUUUCUCAGAGAUCAGUGUUCUUCAAAAACACAGCCAGUCUCAGUUCUACAGCUUCCUUCAUUCUUGUUUCCAGGCAUUCUUUGCAGCAAUGUCUUUCAUCUUGUGGGAUGAGGAGGGGGGCAUUGACUUGCCUGACUGUUUCACAGAUAUAAUAAGAUUAACACAAGGGGACAGAAGUUAUCUGUUGGUGGCACCAACCAUAAACUUCCUAUUUGGUCUUUUAAGUGAACCGGUGGUAGAUGUGCUGGAAAAGAUCUUCACCUGCAAGUUUCAUCGAUUGAGGUUGUUGCACAUGUGGGAUUGGAUCCAAGUGGAGAACCCUCUACAGCAGCCAUAUUCUGUGGAGAUGUUUCACUUUCUAUAUGAGUCUCAGAAUGAGCGAAUCCUAUCAUCUGCACUAAGAUGGGCUAAUGAAACAAGGAUAUAUAUCCAGACAGAUGUGGAGCUCUUGGUGGUCACUUUCUGCCUUAAGCUCUGCAGACACAUGAAGAGGCUUCAGCUGAGUGAAGGUGGAUGGCCAGGAGAUGCAGGGAGGCCCUCUGGGGUAGUUCUGUCUACACGGGCCCCCCUCACUGACACAUCUUGGAAAGUAUUCUUCUCUACACUCAAGGACAGCGAAGGGUUGAUGGAGCUGGACCUAAGUGGAAACCUGUUGAGUUACUCUGCAGUGCAGAGUCUUUGUGACACACUGAGACACCCACAUUGCCACCUGCACACCUUGAGGCUGGUCCACUGUGGCCUCACCCCCACUUGCUGCAAGGACCUGGCCUCUGUGCUCAGCACCAGCUCCAGCCUGAAGAAUCUCGACCUGCGUCAGAACAACCUGGGUGACCACGGUGUGAAGCUGCUCUAUGAGGGGCUCAGGCAUCCUCCCUGUCACCUCAAGUUCCUGUGCUUGGACCAGGACUCGCUGAGUGAACUGGUGAAGAGGGAGCUGAGGGCCCUGAAGCAAGAAAGACCUGAGCUAAUCAUCUCCAGCAGAUGGAAGCCAAGUGUGCUGAGCCCUACUGAAGGCCAAGACAGAGGAGAGAUGAGUAAGAGCAUCACCUCACUCAAGUGGCAGAGACAAUCUCCAGAUGACCUGAAAAUGGAGCAUGUAGGGAAGAAAUAUGACUUCUGGGGCCCCAUGGGGCCUGUGGCCAUUGAAGUAGUUGAGAAGCAGAAGAGCCUGUACAGGGUUCACUUCCCUGUGGCUGGCUUCUACCACUGUCCCAACAUGGGUCUCAGCUUUGUGGUAAUCAGGGACGUGACCAUCAAUAUUGAAUUCUGUUCCUGGGACACGUUCCUGGACAAGACUUCCCUGCAGCACACCUGGAUGGUGGCAGGGCCUCUGUUUGGCAUCACAGCUGAGCAGGGAGCUGUAGCUGCUGUGCACCUCCCUCACUUUUUGGCCCUCCAAGAUGAACAUGUGGACAUCUCCUGGUUCCAUGUGGCCCACUUUAAAGAGGAGGGGAUGCUGCUGGAGAAGCCAGCCAGGGUGGAGUCGCAUUGCGCAGUCCUGGAGAACCCCAGCUUCUCUCCAGUGGGACUUCUGCUGAGAAUUAUCCCCAAGGCCCGACGCCUCAUCCGCAUCACCUCCACAACCUUGCUCUAUCAUCGUUGCCAACCUGAGGACCUCACCUUCCACCUCUACCUGAUCCCCAAUGACUGCACCAUUCAGAAGGCCAUAGAUGAUAAAGAAGAAAAGUUCCAGUUUGUGCACAUACACAAGCCCCCACCACUGGAUCCUCUUUACCUGAACUCUCGCUAUAAUGUGUCUGGUUCUGAGUCGCUGGAAAUCAUCCCCCAGGAACUGAAAUUCUGCUAUCGGAGCCCUGAAGAAUCUCAACUCUUCUCUGAGAUCUCUGUUGCCCACUUGGGUCCUGGGAUCAGGCUACAAAUAAGUGACAAGAAAGAUGGAGCUGUCCUAUGGGAGGCCAAGGUGAAGCCAGGAGACAUCAGAGGUGCAGCCAAUGUGGUCACACCACCUCCAGCAGACUUACCUUCACCUCGAGAUGCUCUGGCCUUGCCACAUUUUGUGGACAGGCAUCGGGAGCAGCUGGUGGCCCGAGUGACAUCUGUGGAUCCUGUCUUGGACCUGCUGCAUGGACACAUGCUGAGUGAGGAGCAGUAUGAGCAGGUGCGGGCUCAGGCCACCAGGCCAGACCAGAUGCGGAAGCUGUUCAGCUUCAGCCGGUCCUGGGACUGGAUCUGCAAAGAUCAACUGUACCAAGCCCUGAAUGAGACCCAUCCUCACCUGAUCAGGGAACUCUUGGAGAAGAGUUGAGACCCAGAGAGAUUCUGAAAGCUCAAAUGUCAGUACUCAUAUUUGAGUCUAGGUUCUGUCUGAUCUCACUUGAGCCAUCAGAUUCCCCAUCCAUAGACAUGUUGCUGCCUUGCAACUCUAGAGUUAUGAAUGAACCUCUGCUGGUUGUUGCAUGCCCAGGACCAGAGCUGCUGCACGAACAGCCUCUCUGGCUCUCACAGACCCAGGAGACAAUAACAGGUACAGGGAGGACAACAGCAUCUCAAAGAUGUCUAAGAGAUGGCAAGAUUCCUGCCUUGUAGAGCCAAGACUCAUGUUCCUAGGUGCUAAGCUGGAGCCCUCCCUGUCCCAUGCAAAUGAAAACAGGCAUUGCAGGUGUUUGAGAAUAAAUGGGCAUAUGUGCUUCGGGAGUGUGAAAGGCUUAUAAAUAUAAAAUAAAGGGUUUAUCUUGGCUA
Dipodomys spectabilis (banner-tailed kangaroo rat) is the source of this 4214-nucleotide messenger RNA. Its product is annotated as NACHT, LRR and PYD domains-containing protein 1-like. Gene Ontology annotation, cellular component: canonical inflammasome complex; cytoplasm. Bases 139 to 3780 code for a protein of 1213 amino acids. The record is from RefSeq and is a predicted model, not a curated record. NCBI's taxonomy places the organism in Eukaryota, Metazoa, Chordata, Mammalia, Rodentia, Heteromyidae. Gene Ontology annotation, biological process: regulation of apoptotic process; inflammatory response; innate immune response. The transcript is spliced from 15 exons.